Messenger RNA from Symsagittifera roscoffensis, 809 nucleotides. RefSeq lists its product as uncharacterized. The transcript is spliced from 2 exons. The record is from RefSeq and is a predicted model, not a curated record. Bases 105 to 809 code for a protein of 234 amino acids. NCBI's taxonomy places the organism in Eukaryota, Metazoa, Xenacoelomorpha, Acoela, Convolutidae.
AACAUUUUGCAAAUGAUAAAUUGGUGUUUUUGGUCAAUACGAGCAGUUCUUUCAUAAUCUUAUUAAGUGUGAGGGUAACUGGCCGUUAGUUGAAGCUGUGUGAAAUGGAGCAAAUAGCGUACUUCAGAGGCCAACAUGUAGUUGCUUUUGUUUCUGACUUCAAGCCGAUUGACUUGGACACUAGCUACUUGGUCUCGUUCGACACCCGCAGUUUAGGCGAGGAAGAAUCGAGAGCAUAUUUUUUCAUUGAAUGCUUCGACGAAAACCGAUACUCAAUAUCAGGUGCUCGAAGUAACAGGGUUCCAAACUACCCUCCAGUUACUGUGCUCGGAAUCUCCGACGACAGAAAGAAGAUCUCAAUCCAGGAAGACAGAUCCGAAUGGGAUCCCAAUGCUAAUAACCGACUUGCAUUCUACUUCGAUGGCGCUGUGUGGAAACUUCCUGGCAGAGAUGUUGACAAAAACUCUAUUGUUCGGAAGACGGCGACUGAAAUCGAGCUCGAGAAACCAGUCGACAAAAUUAUCCAAUUUCAAUUUGGAACCACAAAAGCGUGUCUUCACCGUCAUGUGUCCAAACAUGUGCACGCAGCUUUGUGUAACAAAGAUAUACCCUUUUCUUGGACUCAUUUCGAAGAUGCAGUAUCUGGACACUCUUUGUUCGAGCAUACAAAUAACCGGUUCAAAUUUGGAACCAAGGAAGUGAAGAUUGGCUUUCUGGCUAAUUGGGGGCAGCAGAAUAAAAAAGUCGAAUUUGUUGUGAAGAACUUGACGUUUGGAAAAAUGUCCCAGUUUGGGGAUUAUAAAAUUUAA